Molecule: messenger RNA, 3283 nt
Organism: Acyrthosiphon pisum (pea aphid)
Lineage: Eukaryota; Metazoa; Arthropoda; Insecta; Hemiptera; Aphididae
Gene: Mondo
Product: MLX interacting protein mondo
Exons: 14
Coding region: 416-3211 (931 amino acids)
Biological process (GO): regulation of transcription by RNA polymerase II
Cellular component (GO): nucleus
Molecular function (GO): protein dimerization activity; DNA-binding transcription factor activity, RNA polymerase II-specific; RNA polymerase II cis-regulatory region sequence-specific DNA binding
Source: RefSeq, a predicted model, not a curated record
ACGUAGUACGUACUAUGGAAAUUGUUUUUAUUCGUUUUAUUGCCUAUUAGGAUAAUAUAUUAUAAUAAUCAUAAUACCACCUAUGUAAUGUUUUUGAGAAACGUUUUUGCCGUACGGCGAACGUGCGUAACGAGUUCAAACACGUUUAAUCGUCGGGCAUGAACGCUGCGCAAGCCUACCAGCCUAGACGCCCAGUCAUUAGUCAGUUUAUCAGCUAUUUUGUAGUAGAAUAUUAUGUGUGUUGACUGUUGAUGUAUAGUACGACGAGCAACAAUGUAAUAAUAUGUAAUACUUAACGUGACAGCUGCCGUCCAUACCGCUUUUUUUCCUUUUUUGUUUUUACCCCAUACUGUUUGCGUGACAUGAUUGACGUGGUUUAGAAUAAUAAAUAAAAAUACGGUUUAUACUCGUAAUUAUGUUGUCCCAAACGACAAACGCCAUCAAGGAGACCAUACAUUCGGGACAUUUUAUGGUUUCAAGUUUUGAGGCCGAAGCCCAGGACGACGAGUAUCAAGUGGCCGUGCCUGUGUCGGAAGAAAUACUGACGCGGGCUGACAUCAACAAUUCAAAAACUUCAUUAAAUAAUCUUUUCCAAUGCAUGUCCGUCGCUUACAGACACAAACUAACUUCUCCUAAAUGGAAUCGUUUCAAAGGAGUUCGUUUAAGGUGGAAAGACAAAAUUCGGUUAAACAACUUAAUAUGGAGGUGUUGGCAUAUGCAAUUUAUUAAGAAAAGUAAUUACAUGAUCUGUCAGUUUGCAUCACCAGUAGAAAUUGUAGACAUUCAUAAACAACCAGAGGCUGUUGUUUUGGAAGGAAAAUAUUGGAAAAGAAAAUUUAAUGCAGUGACUGCAGAAUACAAAAAAUGGAGAUUAUUUUAUCGAAGUUUACUGCAAAAUGGAUUCAAAGAAAGACAAAAAUUAUUGAAUGAAUUUUUAGAAUGGCAACAAAACAAUUGUGAUAUAAGAAUUGAUGAUGAUUAUAUGAAUUUUAUAAGCGAUACACUUUUUUCAACAGUGACCUCAAAUUCUCGCAUAUUUGAAUUUCCAAAUGCCAGAGAAGACAAAUCGACGACGACUAACAUUGCCGAUUUUAUACAACCGAGUUUAGGACAGCUACAGCCAAAUUUAGAUGAAUUCAUGGAUACCAUAGAACCUUUGCAAGAUCUAUUUAGUCCUCCUAAGUUACCACCGGUACCAGAAGAAUGUCAUAUGUCAACAGAAUCUUCCAACAAUUUAUACAGUCAGCCUUAUGGAAAUGUAAACACUUGUUAUCAGACAAAUCAACAUUCAUUGUCUUUACAUUCAGAACUGAACCAACUUAAAAUGACAAAUAUGCGACAAGAAACUACCGAUUCAUCAUGUCCAUUGCACGCUAAUAGUUAUUCAACUGGAGAAAACUAUCAAUCUAAUUUUCCUACAAUGUUUCAUCAAUCUUCAAAUGGUAGUUACCAAUCCAAUAAUCUCUCAUAUAACAAUAUUCCCACGGGAGCUGCACAACCUCAUCACAACGAAAUGCAGAUACCACCUCCACCGUCUGUAUAUUCGUUUGAAUUCAAUAAUUCCAAUAUUAGCCAUGAACCGGUGUUAAACUCCAAUAGUUAUAAUCAACAUCAAAAUAUAUCUGCAAAUAAUACGUCCGUGAUGAAUUAUGGCAAUGGGUCAUCAAGUAAUGAUUUUAAAAAUAGAACUCCACAAGUACAAACGUAUAACAAGUUCCCUCCAAUUGUGAGAAACACACAAGAUCACUUUGUUACACCAAAAAUCAGACAGAGGCAACGCGGUAGACAAGCUCAGCCAAAGCAAAAAGUUAUGCAAUCGAGUAUAAAUCCUUCAAAUGAUAACAGCCAAAGUGUUCUACUUGCUCAGCUUCUCUCAUCGAACAAUAUGUUUUCAACACCAAGUUCAACUGUAGUUUCUACCAACAUGGCCAAGUUUCGAAAUACAAAUGGAUCUUAUCAAACAUACCAGCAAGUACCACAGGUUCCACAAGUUCCACAGAUCCCAUAUCAAUUAAUACAAAGAAGAGCAAGAACACCUGAUCACGUUUUGACUUCGUACACUGAUCAUCUUGUUUAUCGAAAACCAAGUCCUGUCUUUAUGAAUCAAAGUGACUGUAAUGUAUAUAAUUUAACACCUAAUACUCGUGGACUAAUUGAUGCAGUUGGAACACCAGGUGGUAUUCAUCAACUUCCGCAAAUUCAACCUAGAUUUGAUAUACCACACGGAAACACCCAAGGUUACUCAACCUACAGGCUCCCACAACCUCAAGAGUAUGUCAAUCACUCUGUCUCGGUUAUGGAUAAACCAUCGCCCACGAGCAAUCAACCUUCACCUACAAAUAACUAUAGUCAACCCUUAAAUACUCCAAUUCCUCAAUCUGUAACAUCACCUAUGGCAUGUAGUACAGAUCUCUGUCAAAAAACUCACUCUCCAAAUCAAUCUAAUGAGUCAGUGAAUUUGUCACAAAGGAAUGGUUCGAUGUCAAUGCCAACACAUGUCAUGAUCCCUGGUCCAUCAAGAACUCCAUAUAAGUGUGAACUGCUCAUGAGCUUAAGGCCUAGGUUAAAAUAUGUGCAGGAGCAUAGGAGAGUUUGUCAUAUAAAUGCAGAACAAAAGCGGAGGUGCAACAUUAAGAAUGGAUUUGAUAUGUUGAAUAUGUUAAUACCACAAAUCAAUCAAAAUCCAAACACAAAAAUGAGUAAAGCUGCAAUGUUACAAAAAGGAGCUGAUUACAUACUCCAGCUAAGAUCAGAACGAGCACGGUUAUAUGAAGAGAGGCAAAAUUUGCAACAACAAGUUGAAUCUCUUAAUCUAGCCAUAAGUAAUUGUCAAGCAAUGUUACCUGCUACAGGAGCCCCAUUUUCUAGACAACGAACAACUAAAAUGAAAGAAAUGUUCGAUGAAUAUGUUAAAAAAAGAACUCAAGAGAAUUGGAAAUUUUAUAUUCUGAGUUUAAUUGCAGAACCACUAUUAAAUUCGUUUAACUCUAGUGUGUCUACAUCAAGUUAUGAUGAAAUGUACCGUACAACUCUUCAAUGGGUAGAACAACACUGUACACUGGGUGAUCUCAGACCAAUUGCUUUGAACGCAUUGCGAAAUCUGUGCACUUCCACAGAAAUACUGUCAGAUCCUAGUAAUCUGCCUGAAGAAAUAAAUAACAUCAUUCAAAAAAGUCAAACGAAACAUCAAUCACAAGGAAACCGAAAUUAAAAGUAAAUAAUAUAAUCAUUAAAAUUGUAUGUGCCAUUUUUAUUUCUUUAAUUAUUAUAUAAUUGUUUAUGU